Saccharomyces eubayanus is the source of this 2289-nucleotide messenger RNA. It is a transcript of the gene AFG3, whose product is annotated as AAA family ATPase AFG3. The coding region runs from base 1 to 2289 and encodes 762 amino acids. The record is from RefSeq and is a predicted model, not a curated record. Gene Ontology annotation, cellular component: m-AAA complex; membrane. Gene Ontology annotation, biological process: protein-containing complex assembly; mitochondrial protein processing. NCBI's taxonomy places the organism in Eukaryota, Fungi, Ascomycota, Saccharomycetes, Saccharomycetales, Saccharomycetaceae. The transcript has a single exon. Gene Ontology annotation, molecular function: ATP binding; zinc ion binding; ATP hydrolysis activity.
AUGAUGAUGUGGCAACGAUGCGCAAGGGGUGCGCCACGCUCGUGGACUUCACUCCCGCUCGCCAGAGCUGGUGCCGUAUCAACUGCAAGGCCGAUUCUGCUGCGCUCAUUCGUACGCUUGCCCGCUGGUCGCAGUGGCUGUCGCAGUCUAACAACCACCAAUACGGUGUACCGUGCCGCCUCCGUACGUUCAUUCCAUCUCUCUGCAGCAAGAUCCAAUGAAAACAAGCCAAACGAUACCAAGGACAAGGACAAGGACAACAACAAAAACAAGAAUGAAGAAGACGAUGCCGACCCCAACAAGAAGAAGGAGUUCAACUCGCCAUCCGAGUACUUCAGGUCCAAGGAAUUCAAAAACACAAUGUUUUUGACCAUCGGGUUCACCAUCAUAUUCACCCUACUGACGCCCUCCAAUAACAACUCCGCAGACGAUUCCAACCGCAUCCUCACAUUUCAGGACUUCAAAACAAAAUACCUGGAAAAGGGCCUCGUUUCCAAGAUCUACGUCGUCAACAAGUUCCUCGUGGAGGCCGAGCUGGUCAACACGAAGCAGGUCGUCUCGUUCACCAUCGGCUCCGUAGAUAUCUUUGAAGAACAAAUGGACCAGAUCCAGGACCUUUUGAAUAUCCCUCCCCGCGAUCGAAUCCCCGUCAAGUACAUCGAGAGAUCCUCCCCCUUCGCCGUUCUGUUCCCCUUCCUGCCCACCGUAAUCUUGCUUGGUGGGCUCUACUUCAUAACAAGGAAAAUCAAUAGCUCGCCCCCCAAUGCCAACGGCGGCGCCGGUGGUGGAGGUCUUGGCGGCAUGUUCAAUGUCGGCAAGUCCAGAGCAAAACUUUUCAACAAGGAAACCGACAUAAAGAUAUCCUUCAAGAACGUUGCUGGCUGCGACGAGGCCAAACAGGAAAUCAUGGAGUUCGUCCAUUUCUUGAAGAACCCGGCCAAGUACACCAAACUGGGCGCCAAGAUCCCCCGAGGCGCCAUUCUUUCCGGGCCUCCAGGUACCGGUAAGACCCUCUUGGCCAAGGCCACCGCGGGCGAGGCCAACGUGCCCUUCUUUUCCGUGUCUGGUUCCGAGUUCGUGGAAAUGUUUGUUGGGGUGGGUGCUUCCCGUGUAAGAGACUUGUUCACCCAGGCCAGAUCCAUGUCCCCCUCCAUCAUCUUCAUAGACGAAAUCGACGCUAUCGGUAAAGAAAGAGGCAAAGGUGGCGCUCUUGGUGGCGCCAACGACGAAAGGGAAGCCACUUUGAACCAGUUGCUGGUGGAAAUGGACGGGUUCACCACUUCCGACCAAGUCGUUGUUCUUGCCGGUACAAAUAGACCCGACGUGCUGGAUAACGCCCUGAUGAGGCCGGGGAGAUUCGACAGACAUAUUCAAAUCGACUCACCCGACGUUAAUGGCAGACAACAAAUCUAUUUGGUUCACUUGAGAAAACUGAAUCUGGAUCCUCUUCUCAAAGACGAUAUGGACAAUCUUUCCGGGAAACUGGCUACAUUGACCCCAGGUUUCACCGGUGCAGACAUCGCUAAUGCUUGCAACGAGGCGGCUUUAAUUGCUGCCAGACACAACGACCAAUACAUUACCAUUUACCAUUUUGAACAAGCCAUUGAAAGAGUCAUUGCUGGGCUCGAAAAAAAGACAAGAGUUCUUUCCAAAGAGGAAAAAAGAUCCGUGGCUUAUCACGAAGCCGGCCAUGCUGUUUGUGGUUGGUUUUUGAAAUACGCUGAUCCACUUUUGAAAGUAAGCAUCAUCCCACGUGGCCAAGGUGCUCUGGGUUACGCUCAAUACUUGCCGGCAGACCAAUAUUUGAUAUCCAAGGACCAAUUCAAACACAGGAUGAUCAUGGCCCUUGGUGGUCGUGUCUCUGAAGAAUUGCACUUCCCCUCCGUGACUAGCGGUGCUCAUGAUGAUUUCAAAAAAGUAACUCAAAUGGCAAAUGCAAUGGUCACGUCUUUAGGCAUGUCGCCCAAGAUCGGCUAUUUAUCAUUCGACCAAAAUGACGGGAAUUUCAAAGUCAACAAACCCUUCAGCAAUAAAACGGCAAGAACCAUCGAUUUGGAAGUUAAGUCCAUUGUGGAUGAUGCUCAUCAAGCUUGUAAAGAAUUGCUAACCAAGAACCUGGACAAAGUCGACCUUGUCGCCAAAGAGCUGCUGCGUAAAGAAGCCAUUACCAGAGAAGAUAUGAUUAGAUUAUUAGGUCCAAGACCAUUCAAAGAGAGAAAUGAAGCUUUUGAAAAAUACCUGGAUCCAAAGAAAACUGAACCUCCAGUGGCACCUGCACCAACGAACUAA